Molecule: messenger RNA, 1116 nt
Organism: Meloidogyne enterolobii
Lineage: Eukaryota; Metazoa; Nematoda; Chromadorea; Rhabditida; Meloidogynidae
Source: the annotation of a GenBank genome assembly
AUGAGAGUACGAGAUGGUUCUUAUUUGGCUGAAUUUUUGCUUUCAAAAGGAUAUAAAGUUCACGGAAUUAUUCGGUCAGUUAUUUUUAUUUUAAAUUUAAAAUUUUUGUAUUUAUCUAGUCGUUCUUCUUCAUUUAAUACUGCUCGUAUUCAACAUCUUUAUUCUGAUCCUAAAACUCAUGAGGGAAGUGCCAGUUUCUCUUUACAUUAUGGAGAUAUGACAGAUUCAUCUUGUCUCAUAAAAUUAAUCAACACUAUUCAACCAACAGAAAUAUAUCACUUGGUUUCUUUUGAUUUGCCUGAAUACACAGCAGAAGUAGAUGCUGUCGGAACACUUCGUUUAUUAGAUGCAAUCCACGCUUGUGGAUUGUCUAAUAAAGUACGUUUCUAUCAGGCUUCGACAUCUGAAUUGUAUGGAAAAGUACAAGAAGUGCCACAAAAAGAAACAACGCCUUUCUAUCCUCGAUCACCUUAUGCUGUUGCUAAAUUAUAUUCGUAUUGGAUUGUAGUUAAUUAUCGAGAGGCAUAUAAAAUGUUUGCAUGUAACGGAAUUCUUUUUAACCAUGAAAGGUUAUCUGUUAAUAUUUUUAAAUUAAUAAUUUUUUCAAAUUUAAAAAAUAAAUUCUUCAGUCCACGACGAGGAGAAACUUUUGUAACAAGAAAAAUAACUAGAGGAGUUGCAAAAAUUGCACUUAACCAGCAACAAUUUAUUGAAUUAGGUAAUAUAAAUGCUCGUCGUGAUUGGGGACAUGCUCGGGAAUAUGUUGAGGCAAUGUGGAUGAUAUUACAACAUAACGAACCUGAUGAUUUUGUUAUUGCUACAGGAAAAUUUUAUACAGUUCGAGAAUUUGUUGAAUUGGCGUUUAAAGAAAUUGGAAAGGAAAUAAUGUGGGAAGGUGAAGGAAUAAAUGAAAUUGGAAUAGAGAAAGGAACAAAUAUAUUGCGCGUUAAAGUAAAUCCAAAAUUCUAUCGACCAACAGAAGUUGAACAAUUAAUUGGUGAUCCAACUAAAGCAAAGGAGAAACUUGGUUGGAGUGCUAAAAUUAGUCUUAAAGAACUUGUACAUGAAAUGGUACAAAGUGAUAGUGAAUUGAUGAAGAAAAAUCCUUUGGCAUAA